GUACUUUAUAAUGAAAAGGAAGAAAUCAGCUCUGGUUUGAAGCCUGUGGAUGAUAACAAUCACGAUACAAUGAAAUCUAAACGAAGUCCUCGAAGAAGAAGCAAAACGCCAGAAAGAGGAGAAAAGUUUAAACGAAACGUUCAUUUCCAAGAUGAGGAAAAAUAUGAUGAGAAUAACGCAAGGGAAAGCAGCAAUUCAGAUGAAAGAAAUAGACAAGAUACAAGAGAAAUAGUGCAUCCUGAUGGAAAGGUGGAGAAAGUUAAUAGUGACGGCUCUCGUGUGAUCUCCUUUGCAAACGGGACAAGAAAAGACAUCAGUGUCGACGGCCAAACUGUCACUGUCACUUUCUUCAACGGAGAUGUCAAACAGAUCAUGCCGGACCAACGAGUGAUGUAUUAUUAUUCUGACGUUCAAACAACUCAUACUACUUAUCCAGACGGGCUGGAGGUUUUGCAGUUUCCCAGCAAACAAAUCGAGAAGCAUUAUCCCGAUGGGACUAAAGAAAUUAUCUUCCCAGAUCAGACGAUAAAGUAUUUGUACCCGAACGGAGCAGAGGAAUGUGUAUUUAGUGACGGUACUAUACAGAAAGUUAGCGUGGAUGGCGAACGAACCAUUGAAUUCGCAAAUGGACAAAGAGAGACACACACGAAAUUCUAUAAAAAAAGAGAAUACCCUGACGGGACAGUAAAGACGGUCUAUCCCGAUGGUCGCACAGAGACCCGUUACGCUACGGGACGGGUGCGGGUCAAAGAUCGAGAGGGUCGCAUCCUCGUCGAUGCUCCCCACCAAGACAGAUAACAGUAGCUUCAGCGGUUUGAGAGAAUACUCCUCGGAUUGUCAAAGAAAAUGGCCUGACUUACUUACGAGACAAAAGUAGAUAACGUACCGUAUUAAUACUGAAAUCUUGUGGGUCUUUAAGGUCGUGUUUUUGC
Molecule: messenger RNA, 932 nt
Organism: Pocillopora verrucosa
Lineage: Eukaryota; Metazoa; Cnidaria; Anthozoa; Scleractinia; Pocilloporidae
Source: RefSeq, a predicted model, not a curated record